Molecule: messenger RNA, 2571 nt
Organism: Cajanus cajan (pigeon pea)
Lineage: Eukaryota; Viridiplantae; Streptophyta; Magnoliopsida; Fabales; Fabaceae
Gene: TBL14
Product: TRICHOME BIREFRINGENCE-LIKE 14
Biological process (GO): plant-type secondary cell wall biogenesis; xyloglucan metabolic process; xylan biosynthetic process
Cellular component (GO): Golgi apparatus
Molecular function (GO): acetyltransferase activity
Source: RefSeq, a predicted model, not a curated record
GAACAUGCUGCUACUCCGCAUUUGUUUUCACGCCACCGAAUCUCAGGUGAAAAUUAACGAUCACACCAAAUCAUGAUUCCCAUAAUACCCUCCUUGAUUUCCUUAAUGACAGAAAUAUGCCCCUAAACCAAACACGGCAUCUUCUAGUUGUAUCCAUGGCUGAACCAGUAAAACAAUAACAUCACCAUCAUCAUCAUCAUCUUCUUCUUCUUCAAGUUCAGGGCUAACUGCGUCUUUUCCAUCCACAGUUUCAGUGGAUCUGCAAUUGUAAAAAAAACCCAACACUACCCAAUCGAGUUGCACAGACAACUACCACAGAUAAGCCUCUAGAACAAGAAGAAUUACUGGAGAUAUGGUGUGAUGGAUAUCUCCUGAAUGUACAGACAGGGUCAAAGAUCUGUAUUCGAGGUAGCGAUUAAGCACAGAUGAAAGGAGGAAAUAGUUAUAGCUUUAGAGGGAAGCAUGUUUCCCUAGCUCUUGUUGCGAUUGUUCUUUUUUCUGCCUUAAUGUGGACAUGGGAGAGAAAUCCAAUAGCCACAACUUUAAGAUCAGCUCAAGAAUGGUACUACUUACCUUCAGAAUUUCCUGUGGAAGCCCCAAUUGAAUCAGUGGGAAAUCCAUCACUGGAAAAGGGUGCGACAAAAUCCAUAGCCCCCAUCACAGAAAAUAGAACAAAACUUCAACUUGACACUGAGGGUGUGGCAGCUGUCAAUUCUAUACCUGCAAAAUCUCCAGAAACUAGAUACAAUCAACAUGUCACGUCUUCCAGAAGUAAAGAAUUUCCUGUGGAAGCCCCAACUGAAUCAGUGGGAACUACAUCACUGGAAAAGGGUGUGACAAAAUCCAUAGCCCCCAUCACAGAAAAUGGAACAAAACUUCAACUUGAUACUGAGGGUGUAGCAGCUGUCAAUUCUAUACCUGCAGAAUCUCCAAAAACUAAAUACAAUCAAAUUGUCGCAUCUUCCAGAAGUAAAGUAUGUAAUUAUGCAAAGGGUAAGUGGGUUGCAGACAGCAGGAGACCCCUGUAUUCUGGGUUCGGCUGUAAGCAGUGGUUGUCCUCCAUGUGGUCAUGUAGAAUGACACAACGACCAGUUUUCUCAUUUGAGGGAUAUCGCUGGCAGCCAGAAAAUUGUGAAAUGCAAGAUUUUGACCGGACUGCAUUCCUGAGAAAGAUGCAGGACAAAACAAUUGCAUUCAUUGGGGAUUCAUUGGGCCGGCAACAAUUUCAAUCUUUGAUGUGUAUGGCCACUGGUGGAGAAGAGAGCCCAGAGGUUCAAAACGUGGGAUGGGAAUACGGCCUUGUAAAGCCACGUGGAGCUAUUCGACCUGAUGGCUGGGCUUACAGAUUUCCCGAGACUAAUACCACCAUUUUAUAUUAUUGGUCAGCUAGCUUAAGUGAUCUGGUGCCCCUUAACAUCUCAGACAAACAGAGCGAUGUUGCCAUGCAUUUAGAUCGCCCCCCAGCUUUCAUGAGACGGUUCCUUCAUCGCUUUGAUGUUUUGGUUCUUAAUACAGGACACCAUUGGAACCGGGGGAAGCUUACGGCAAACAGGUGGGUCAUGCAUGUUAAUGGAAAGCCAAAUGAAGACAAAAAGAUUGCAGAAAUUGCAAAUGCCAAAAACUUCACAAUACACAGUAUAGUCAGAUGGCUGGAUAUGCAACUUGUCUCACAUCCUCGGCUCAAAGCUUUCUUCAGGACUAUAUCACCUAGGCAUUUCUUCAAUGGGGAUUGGAACACUGGUGGAAGCUGUGAUAACACUAUCCCAUUAAGUAAUGGGAGUGAGAUAAUGCAGGAAGGGUCUAUUGAUUCAACUAUUGAAGGUGCACUAAAGGGUACAAAGAUUAAGAUACUGGAUAUAACUGCUCUUUCACAAUUGAGGGAUGAGGCUCACAUGUCACGCUACACUGUUAGAGGAACACUUAAUUCGAGUGACUGUUUGCAUUGGUGCCUACCUGGAAUUCCAGAUACGUGGAAUGAACUCCUUGUUGCUCAAAUAUAGGCUCUGUCACAGUUUAGUACAUGUUUGGUAGCACACCAAUUACAUUCGGACAUGAACAAGAAGAAGUAACUCAAGCUUGUUUCUUUGUCAAUUUCCUCUUAUUGACGUGGUUUUAAGGGGUAACGUGCAUCUCCAACAGAAAAUCAAACAUGCACUGAGUCACCUCUCCUUGCUUACAAAUGCAUUGCGGAAUGCAUUAGUAAGAUAUUUAGUAUAUCAGAUUGUUUCUAUUUUUUACGGUCUAGGAAGACCAAUUAUUAUUUUAUGUUCCAUGUAUUUUUUUAUUUAUUGCUUUGUUGUUAAAUAGGAGGUAGGGAGAUUGUAGAGUUCCAUUCCACGCUUUCAUUUUCAAUGAAAGAACAAUUAGGUAAAACUUAUGCAUGUUUUGAACAAAGUCGAGGAUGAACAUAACCACACAAGGCAUGAGCUAAAUACCAAAUACCAUAGGCAUGGCCAGAGUACAUGGCCUUUAUUGAACAAUUUGAAAUGAUUUUGUAAUUUGUAUCGAUGUAUUUGUAUUAUAGCAAUUGGUUCCCAUAAGAACAGAAUGAAAAAAUAAUUGUUGAGACGU